This is a messenger RNA of Paralichthys olivaceus (Japanese flounder), 4329 nucleotides long. RefSeq names its product DDHD domain containing 1b (gene ddhd1b). Gene Ontology annotation, molecular function: metal ion binding; glycerophospholipase activity. Lineage: Eukaryota; Metazoa; Chordata; Actinopteri; Pleuronectiformes; Paralichthyidae. Gene Ontology annotation, cellular component: cytoplasm. The record is from RefSeq and is a predicted model, not a curated record.
CAGUCAUCACGGAGCCCGGGCACGGCAGUGUGCACAGCAGCUGCGGUGUGUCAGUCUGGACCAGUGUUUGUAAGCCUGCAGCUGCUAUGUUACGGAACAUAAUCGUGCUCAGAACGGUCCGGUAUACAGAUGUUAGCAGCUGUGGAGGACGACGCCUUUAAUCCGGUGUAACAGUCCGACGUCGGAGCAUCAUUGUGUCAAUGUGCUGGAUCUAACGAGCUGCGGCCGGACAGUGGGCGACAUGACGGAGGAAGCGACCAUCCGCCAGCAGAGCUCGGAGAAUAACUCCGUCAGCAGCAGCGAGUGGGACAUGGCAAAUGAUGUGUUUGUGUCCAGCUACGACGACAGUGCUGCUGCUGAGGACCAGGAUCCAGCGCAGCCCGGCUUGGAAAGACACCUGCCGCUGCUAUCCCAGGGUGGCAUGAUGCUGGGCCUGACCGGGGAGGAAUAUCCGGCCUCAUCUUAUCUGGACAUGGACCCAAACUACACCGAAAGUGAUGGGAACGUAUCAACCAAGAAGCGCAUACGGUCCAACAGCUCCAGGCACCGCGGUGACAUCGUCACGGAGCUGGGGCCAGAGGAGGUCCGCUGGUUUUACAAAGAGGACAAGCGGACUUGGAAGCCAUUCGUUGGGCACGACUCUUUAAAAAUCGAGAUAGUUUAUCGGAGAUUCUGUGAGCAGAACCCCAACAAGGUCAAACGCCCCGUCGAUCCCACCGAGGCCGAGGGGAAGGAGACGACCAGGUCCGACGAGAUCGAGCAGGAAAGCGGGGCCGGGGACGGUGGAGGUGUCCGGGCGGAGCCGCCGGUGAAUCGGGGCGGAGGACAGCGGCGCACGGCGUCAGAGGAGAUGAAGGAUCCGGACGACAUCAGCAUCAGCGUGGAGGCAGUGUGUGUCAGAGGGGGGCUCUAUGAAGUGGACAUCAGAGAGAAGGAAUGCUAUCCCGUUUACUGGAACCAGCAAGACCGUAUUCCUGUGAUGAGGGGUCAGUGGUUCAUCGAUGGAACGUGGCUUCCCCUGGAGGAGGAUGAGAGUGACCUAAUCGAGUUGGAGCACCUCACUUGUUACCGGGGGCAACAGAUGAGGGACACGUAUGAGAUGGAAGCGGUUACCACCACCGUGGACAGCAAGGAUGGUGAGGACUAUGAGACAGCAAUCCACAGUCUGAAGCUGAGCAGGAGUCAUGUGGACUGGCACAGUGUGGACGAGGUGUACCUGUACAGCGAUGCCACCACCUCCAAGAUUGCACGCACCGUCACUCAGAAACUGGGCUUCUCCAAAGCCUCGAGCAGCGGGACACGUCUCCAUCGGGGGUAUGUGGAGGAGGCAGCACCGGAGGACACCCCACCUGAAACCACACACAUUGUCUUCGUUGUGCAUGGCAUUGGCCAGAAGAUGGACCAGGGCCGCAUCAUUAGGAAUACCAGCAUGAUGAGAGAUGCUGCCAGGAAGAUGGAGGAGAAGCACUUCUCUGAUCGUACCACAGAGCAUGUAGAGUUCCUCCCUGUGGAGUGGAGGUCGAAACUGGCUCUGGAUGGAGACACGGUGGACUCCAUCACUCCGGACAAAGUGCGAGGUCUUAGAGACAUGCUGAACAGUAGUGCCAUGGACAUUAUGUACUACACCAGCCCUCUGUACAGAGAUGAGAUCACCAGGGGUUUGACUCUGGAGCUGAACCGUCUCUACUCACUCUUCUGCUCACGCAAUCCAGACUUUGAGAUAAACGGGAAAGUGUCCAUAGUGUCACAUUCGCUGGGCUGCGUUAUCACCUUUGACAUCAUGACAGGCUGGGACCCUGUGCGCUUUCAUUACCAAGAAGCGCCAGACCCAGAGGAAACAAUCGCUCGCUGGCCAAGUGAUGAGGAGCGCCACCUUCAGGAGCAGUUGAGACUCACACGCCUCAGGUUAAGGGACUUGGAGGACCAGUUCCAAGGUCUACAGACCUCAUCUUGUGUUGCAGUGCCAGCCUUGAAAUUCAAGGUAGAGAAUUUCUUCUGCAUGGGCUCCCCUCUGGCGGUUUUCUUGGCAUUACGAGGGAUCCGGCCUGGAAACAAUUGUGUGCAGGACCACAUCCUCCCUACAUCUAUCUGCAAACGCCUCUUCAACAUAUUCCAUCCCACAGACCCUGUGGCCUACAGAUUGGAGCCUCUGAUCUUAAAACACUACAAUAACAUUACCCCUGUUCAAAUCCACUGGUACAACACCACCAGUCCGACACCAUAUGAUCAGAUCAGGCCCACACUGCUCAACCCCCCGAAGGAGAAUGCAUCUGUCUCAGACUCUGAGAGCAUCCCCAGCCCCUGCACCUCCCCACCCCAGGCCAGAAGGCACUACGGAGAGUCUAUUACCAACCUGGGCAAGGCCAGCAUCAUGGGUGCUGCAAGUCUUGGGAAGGGAAUAGGAGGAAUCCUGUUUUCCCGCUUUUCCCGUUCCAGCAGCCAGGUGGGUGGAGUGGAGGAGGAGCCGUCAGACUGCGAGGGUGGAGCCUCUGAAGUGGAAAAUGUGGCAUUGGGAGAGGAAGGAACGGCAGUGGUAGACAGUGAAGAGAAGGACAAACAAGUAGAGGAGGAAAGGAGGGAGGUGGAGCCAACCAUGUCCCAGUCCACCUCGGCUGUAAUGGACAGCACCUCGUUGGAAUUGGAGAGACGCAUCGAUUUCGAGCUACGGGAGGGCAUGGUGGAGAGCCGCUAUUGGUCAGCAGUUACCUCACACACAGCCUAUUGGUGCUCUUAUGACGUGGCUCUUUUUCUCCUUACCUUUAUGUACAGACCACAGGAACCACUUGAACCUCCAGAAGAUAACCAAGAUGCCUCGUAACAUAAGUGCAGAGUGACGCAUGGAUUCAUUAACCCUUGGGUCAAUUCACUUUCUAUUCAUGCCUCUUGAAGUCUAAACUGACUGACCUCAUUCCUCCUUGUACAAUUUUCUUUAUACAUAAUUUGCUUUAAAGAAUGAUGGUACACUAUAUUCAUAUUGUUAUGAAUAUUGGUUUUGGAAAUGUGGAAUACUGGAAGACCAAUUCUUAUUUUAAAGAUGUUUUCAUUUUAACUGUAGAUACAUCUAUUCUGUUUCCUGAUAUCAUUUUAUCAUGUUAAUCGCACUAAAGGCUGCUGCACACUAGAGGAUAAUUGGGACGAUUUUAAACCCUAUUUGUCCCUUCUGACAAUUGUGGGGUGGUUCCAGAUUGGACACCAGUUGGUGAUGAUUAUCUGCCCAAAUAAUCCUCAAGUGUGAGGGGUUUACAAAAUAAUCUUGGUGCUCUAGAUUGGUUGGAGCCUCCUCAAUCUUGAAUCAUUGAAAACAUGUCUAAUAUUUAUGAUAAUUGCCACCAACAGAGUACUGAGCAAACCUGCAUAGCCAAUGCGUGCAUGCUUACUGGGAAGUGAAACCAACCUGAUAUUGCCACCUAGGGCCUGGUCUACUGAAGGUUUGCGCAUGUAAAGCGUGUGCAAAAUUGAUUUCACCAGCAAAAAAACUUCUACUAACGGAAUAAUGUGCACUGUUCAUUGAGUUUGCCUUAAUAAAUAUGCAAGUGCACAAAAUAUUGAGAGAAGUAGAUGCAAAUUCAAUGCAAUGUGAUUUACAAAGCCUGAAAAUAAUUGCGGUGAUUGUGACUGCGUCUAUAUUUAUUACGUUUGAAAGGUAGGUGCUAAUCGGCACAGUGUUACACAUAGAUGGCUGCAGUUAUUGUGAUGAGGAGGAGACAGUAGGAAGAAAAAGGUGUGGUGUGUGCUCUGUGUGCGCUACAAUGGCCCGAGUGUCGCGCCUGUGCUCUCCGUAAUGCUCCAUGUCAGAAACCAGUAACGCACGCAAAACACUCAUUGAAAUACUGCUGCCUCUACCAUGUUUGCACCUAUUAACAUUUGCGCAAUUCAUUUUAGUAGAUCACCCGCAUAAUCAGAACACGUCAACCAAACGUGUAAUAUGUUAUAAUGCACAUGCAAUUUAGCACUCCUUAUUAGGGAUCUUAGUAGAUCAGGCCCUAUGUUGCUUAUAAAAACAACAACACACACACCAACUAACUUCCAGCUUGCGCUGCAAAAUUUAUUUAUUUAUUUUUUCGCUGCUAAAUGGAACACAUAACAUCAGUCCUCAUCCAUUUUUGCUUUUCACGUUUAACUUCACAAGUUUUUCACACUCCAGUUCAGAAAGUAGUGGAAAUCGUUUCCUACAAAUGGCAAGUGUAUGGUCUUACCUUCUGGACAAAUUAUCUCGAGUGUGCUUUCUGACUAUUAUACUAUAAAAAAUUUGUCAAAUCUCUCAUUAUGUCUGUGGUCUCCAACAUUUAAAAAAAAAACGGUUAAAGGUCCAGUGUGUAAGAUUUAGGU